Molecule: messenger RNA, 3795 nt
Organism: Paramormyrops kingsleyae
Lineage: Eukaryota; Metazoa; Chordata; Actinopteri; Osteoglossiformes; Mormyridae
Source: RefSeq, a predicted model, not a curated record
ACUAUUUACUCUGUUCAUUUAACGGACUUCAGUGGUUUUCUGUGUGUCUGGUGCCAGUUAAGUUUCGUUUUAAUGCUCAGCUCGUAGGUCCCUCACGUUACACCUGCUUGAUCAUUUGUUGAGCGCGUUAAGCUUAUUCUGUGUGCUUGGCAGGGGUAUUAUCAUGCUAAUUAGGCGAGUUUUUUUUUUUUAAGUUUAAAAACUUGGGUAAAACCCUGUAUGCAGGAUUAAACUAAGAGACGAAAGUUGUUCCCCUACUCUCUCAUAGCUUUCAAAUUUGUUCUCUGGCGAUAAUGUGCUCGCCUCCUAAAUUAGAGUACAAUAUGCAGUCUGUAUAUUUAUAAAGUGAUUUUCGGAGAGGGUUUAAUACCCGCCCCGGUCCUGAUCUGCCCGGCGCCCACAAUGAGGGGCCCUGACGUCACUCUGUCUCCUCCCUGCUCCACCUCCAGCAGCGGAGCGCUUGUCUGCGGCGUGUGUGUUUGGUGGGUCUUUCACGCUUAGUUCCGUGGGGCUAGAAGGCAUCCAGGAGAAACAUGGCUGCCUGUACCAUCGACAAGCCCGAACCGGGAUCCGCACCAUCUAGCAACCAGAGAGGCGCCUGGAUUUGCGAUAAGUCUGAGAGGACCGGAGGCCUGGAAGCUCCGAAGCGGCAACCCGGUGGUGACAGCGAAGCGAUACAAAGGGACCGUGCGGAGGAAGAGAGCGUCAAACUUCUGGCCGUCCCAGACUCAUCUGGGGCAGGAGACGGAGACGGAGACGGCGAGCGAACGGAUCGCGAUCCGGAGCGUCCGCGGCAAAGCAGGAAUGCGGGGAUCUCGGCCAUCUGCACCGGCGAUGGGGCGGAGAAGGAGGAACAAAGGAAGGAGGAGGAGGAGGAGGAAUGCUCGCUCGGAGGCGGUGAUGCCGCGGAGAAGCGCAGCGUGACGGGGAGCCGGCAUGACAACACAGCCGCCGGGGCUGAAGUGUCAUCAUCCCCACCAUCAUCCGGAGGGGAUCCCCCAACCCGCAGGGGCUCCGAGGACAGCACCCUAAUGGAGGUGGAGAGCACGGUGUCCAGUGGUCGCUCCACACCGGCCAUGCUGACCGGCAUCCUGGGCGGUCCCGGUCCGGCCGCAAACCCCGCCUCCUCGACCAAAGGCCCCGCCUACCCCUGCUGCUGGGACCGCUGCCUGGAGAGCUUCUGCUCCAGCCCCGACCUGGCGGAGCACAUCCGGGGCAUGCAUGCGGACAGCCAGCGCGGCGGGAUGUACGUGUGCCUGUGGAAAGGAUGCAAGGUGUACAACACCCCCUCCAGCAGCCCCAGCUGGCUCCAGAGGCACCUGCUGAGCCACAGCGGGGACAAGCCCUUCAAGUGCGUGGUCGCCGGCUGCAAUGCCAGCUUCGCCUCCCAGGGGGGUGUGGCUCGCCACGUCCCCUCCCACUUCAGCCAGCAGAACUCCUCCAAGCUGUCUGGCCAGCCCAGGGCCAAGGAGGAGUCGCCCUCCAAAGCCGGCGUGCGCCGGCGGCGGCUGAGGGCUCGACACCACAGGUCCCUGCCACGCCCCCAUGACUUCUUCGACGCCCAGACUAUGGACGCCAUUCGGCACAGGGCUAUCUGCCUGAACCUGGCCACGCACAUCGAGAGCCUGGGCCACGGCCACAGCGUGGUCUUCCACAGCACGGUCAUAGCCAGGCGAAAGGAGGAUUCUGGGAAGGUGAAGGUUCUGCUCCACUGGACCCCUGAGGAUAUGUGAGUAGUGAUGAUGCCUGGGGGCGGCGCCGUCCUCUAUGUUCAGGGUGCCGAGAGCUCUGCUGUGUCUCUGAGAGAGACUGACAGAUGCGGCACGCUUAGCGAUACCCCCUCCGAGAUGAUCGGGAGGGUCGGGGGGUGUGAGACAGAGUAGGGAGGGGGCUUAGCUGAUGUAGACGUGCACUUUGUUACUUCUGCCAUGACUGGGAUUCCUGUUUGAUCUGGGGAGGGUCUUCCUCAUAAAUUUAUAGACCACCAAGAAGUCAUCCUCCCCCUGACCGUAUCAGCACAACAGGCUCUUCUGUGUGCUGGGGGGCUGUCUUUCUGCUCUGAGCUGUUCAUUGAGGGGGGGGGGUGGUCUCAUUUGGGUUCCUGUGAGGUCGAGCUCCAGGCCCUCCACACUGUUUUACGAGGAGACGUGUGAGCCCCCCAGGAGCCGCUGUUUGACGUCAGGCCAGGAGCCCCACGCCAGGUCCCCGCCCCCCCAUCCCCCCACCGUGGGCCGUGGGGGUUUGGCUCGCGGUCUGCGGACAAGGCCGGUGCCAGCUGGAGGCCGCGCUGCCGGGACGGGUGUCCGGCCAAGGCCAUUAAAACUGCUCACGGUGCGAGCCCCCCCCCCCCCCUGCCCCCACUUGGUUGGGUCUCCAUUCCGCAGGCUUGUUUUCUGCUUUUUCUGAACCAAGUUAAUUGUCUCCCAUGUCAGGUCAGGUCAGUCCGCGUCAAACAAACUUCUGACCUGUGUAUAUAAGCCACCCCCCAGCCCAAUACCCCCCAUGUUUCCAUGCAGUGUGAACGCAGGCUUUGCUUCUUCACGGGAGCUAUACCAUGAAGUCAGCUCAUGUGUUUGCCAUAUUUUCUGCAGGCGAUUCUGUGGUCACGUGAAAAUCCAGACACUUCCAAGUCUGUUCUGUUCCUGACUCGGCGUAUUGAGGUGGGACAGCGUUCUCUCUCCAGAACAGAACCCCCCGCUCUGUGCUAAUGGGUCCGAUUCGUCACGGAGGGGCAGCGUCCUUUGUCCCAAUAGAUCAUGGUGCCCCAGGCACCCACCGGGUUUUCACCUUCUUUGGUCUUUAGCUGUAAGAUUACUGUUUCUGGAGGGUACAGUAAAUCACACUAGGAUUUCUGGGUGAGCACUGUGUGUCUGCAGUUUGGACUGUAGGGGGCACUCUAUCUCAGUUUACAUUUCAGCAUCCUUGUUAUCAUCUGAGUUCCACUUCAGAUUUGAGUUUCGUGGUUUUUCCAUGAAGAUGCAACUGCUCGACAUCCUCGCCACAGAACGUACCGAGUCAGAACCGCAAACCCAGCAGGCCGUUAUGCCUGGUUCAGGCCCCCUUUGCGCCCCCCCACGCGAGCCAGUCAGUGCCUGUCAGUCAGGAGGUGUUAAUGUGUCCUGAUCGUCUGUGAUGUUUUAUCUUAACGGCGCUGUGGAAGACUGGCUUCUCCAGAGACCGCAUUUGGAAUAUGAAAUUUCUGGGUCACCGAACAGCCAAACCCAAAUGCUCCUGUGUGGAAAGUAAAUAUUCAUAUUUUUAUUUUUUGAUUUUUAAAAGUUUUCAGUGGGGGGAGGACGUUUGGUGAUCAGAGCCAGGGAAGCGUGCUCUGGAAUAAGGUGGUGUUGGGGGGGGUUGGUUCCUCUGGUCGAGUCUGACGUGAGUGUUGGUAGUGUCCAGUGAAACCAGAGUGUCACCCCCUGAUCCACGUUGCUAUGGAACCUCAGAUCAGCGACGCUGGUGCGAGCCGUGGCCACACCCCCUUAUGUCUGUGACCUCAUUCGCAGUGUGUAGAUGUCACUGUCAGUCUGCCAUGACUUUUACCAAAUUAACCCUCCCCCUCCUUGCCGAUUCGCUAGCAUGCUGCCUCUAUCGCCCCCUGCUGCUGCGUAUGUGGUGGUGCUGCUGCACUGUGUGUGUGUCCCUGGAAUGAGGACAGGCGUCAUGCGGAGGAACCCCCCCCCCGAUCCAGUCCUGACUGAUCCCCUGCCAGUAUGCCACACUCGCUCACUCACGCACACAUGCGCUCACUCACGCACGCACAUGGUCUGUUUUCUCCCUUUUCCUCACACGCUG